AUGACGACGCCUAAAAACAAACGCAAGUUUGGCUGGAUGAAGCGCCUGGUCAACGGAGGCAAGGAGGGCGAGCUGAGCAGGACAGACAACACAAACACAGGAGGUUCCAACACAGGCAGCACAAAGGAGAACGUUGGUAUUGCCAGUGCCCAACCCAUGACCUUUGAUACGCCACUGGAAGACGUUCCUCAGCUGAAUCAACCGACCCAACCGACCCACUCGCAGUCUUCUCAACAGACCGAGACGCAAGCCAACCACGUGACUCAGACCGGCUCAAAUCACGCCCAGAACACAGACUAUGACAACUCGUAUGGUACCUCAUACAACGCCGACAACUCGGAAAUGAACUCUGGAUCGGACUCAGAAAAUGGCAGUGUGUACUCCCAACCAUCCAACAACAACGCAGCCGACUUUUACGGACAGAUGUACGAUGUCCACAACUCGUCCCAGCUGUACCCUUCACGCAUGGACAACUCGUCUACCGAGGGUAUCAAGAGCGUGCGCGACAACCACAGUAUGCGCAGUGGCUCUGUGUUGACGGAUAUGGCCAACCACCCUGCCGGAUCGACAAUCGGAUCGCCCCGUUCAAUCGCAAAGUCUGUGGGGUGGCACAGUGUGGGUUCUCGGUCACCCAAAUCGAUCAAGUCGACUGAUUCGCUUAAAUCUGGCAUUGUCGGCAACUCGUGGCGUCGAAGAGACUACUAUAAGUUCCUCACAGACGAAGAUGAUGACGGUUCCUCCAUUACAGGAGACAAUCAUGAGGGAGGGCCUUCCUCGAGUCACCAUGUUCGAAUUGACAGUGACAGACUGGACAGUCGAGGAAGCGGAACCCACCCUCAUUCCCCUCUGGCUCAAAGUCAUUCGUCUUCUUCUCUCAUGUUUGACGCUCCUUCAAGUCCCCAAGUUCAUGAUGAACACCUCCCUUCUUCAAGCACAGCUCCCCACCAUCACAGUAAUUUAGCUGACUCCAUGGUUGUCGCAGAAGAUUACCAACAGUCAAACGUUUCUUCUUCUGCUCUCCAUGGUCUAGGAGUGUCCAUGGAGGGUCUUAACGUCAAUGACGACAACAGUAACAACAGCAACAACAGCAUUUCCGAAUCUUCUUCUACCGAAGGAGCUGAGCAGGAUGGUCCCUCAACCGCUGGAAGCUCUGCCAGAGGAAUUCGAAACGGUUCUCACCAUAGCAUUGACCACAACGACAACGGCAAUGCCACAUCUUCGCAUUACAACAACAACGGCAACGGCCAUGGUAAUAGCAACUACAAUGGCAGCUAUAACGUCAACACAAACCCCAACGCUGCGGCUAGAUCGACAUCAUACUCUUCGUCUCUCUCCACUUCUGGUUUUGCGUCUCCGUCAAUCAUGUCCCAGAACUCGGACGGGGCCUCGACCAGCUACACGGUGCCCUCGGGGAUGCACCAUGUGCAACUGCAGCCGCAGCAACACCAGGGCCAUCAUCAUGGCCAACAAAAUCUGCAGGUGAACACCGUGCCCAAUCUCGACAACGCAUCUAUCAUCACUCUUGCGUCUUCUUCCAAACGACGACGACGACGGUCCGUUGACACUAUGGCUAGCACUCGGGGAAUUGCUCCUGCUAGUCUGUAUGUCAACCGGUCCGUGGAGUCGCUUCCCAUGGACACUGACACUGAGACCAACCAUUCUGUUGAGAGGUAG
Yarrowia lipolytica CLIB122 is the source of this 1674-nucleotide messenger RNA. RefSeq lists its product as uncharacterized. The record is from RefSeq and is a predicted model, not a curated record. Lineage: Eukaryota; Fungi; Ascomycota; Dipodascomycetes; Dipodascales.